GCCGAGAUCAUUAUCUAUUUCUCUACAACUGAAAACAUGCUCGUUCUCUCAAGCACAAACGGCGCUUCACUUAACGUCAGGGUCACCUCCGCGACCAAUUAAAGUACUUCUGUCAGAUGAGACGUCUUGGUAAAAAUAAAAAAAGGCGAUGGCAGUAUUGCUACAAGGAUAUCGAUGCUAAAAUUCAAGACGCAGCACGUAACAAAAGAAUAAUUGACCAGGAUUUUACACAAGUGUCAACACUAAACAGAAAAAACUACAUCGUAAAGGGAGAUAAGAAUUCAGCAAAACCUUUCAACGAUAUCCCUAGCGCAUGCGACAGAAAGUUGCAUACUUCGCAACCAAAACUGGAAAAAAGAAAGCUUGUUGAGAUUGAUAUCUGGGAAGGUUGUCCAGUUUUUGUUCGCACUUAUUAUUAUUUAGAUGUACCAGCUUCAAUAAUGCCUACUGGCAAAGGGUCUACUAUAGAAAACACAGUCGAUAAGAAUCUAGGAAAUAAUUCCCUACCUUGUCCAGGACAAUCAUACAACCCGACUUUGCACGAUCACUUAUCCCUCAUUUCACGACUAAAAGCUAUCGAGUCUGCAAAGCAUAAACGGGAGCUUAAAACAGAGCGCUUUGUUAGCAGUCUAAGAGGUGUUAACUCGACACCGAACCCUCUUAAAGAUAUGGAAAAGUUCCUUCAUUCAUUAAAUGCUGGGUCUCACGUUACAAAAAGUAGUGAAGACGUUGAUGAGAUUUUACUGCCUCGAAAAAAGCCUAAAAAAGUGGACCCUCACAAAAAAAUGAAAAACGAUCUCGAGAAUUUACCUAAGUUGCUUAAGGAAAUCAAACGUGAAAAGAAAACCAGGGAAAGGCGGAAGUCAGCAGCCAAAGUUAAAAACGAAAUCCGUAGUAAACUAAAAAAAGUUGAUCUGAACAUACCGUUCCAGCUGCCCAAUGAGAUAUCGUCAUCAUUAAGAAAGUUGUGUCCGGAAGGUUAUCUAUUUCAUGAGGUUGAACGUCGGCGGAACACAUGUCCACGUGCUCGGAAAACGUUGGGUAGCAAAAGCAAAAGCACAUCAUUUGAACGCAAGCGCUAAGUUAAUACAUUAAUGUAAUCUUUUAGAUUGCUUGUAAAUAUGUGUAUUAUCCAACG
Molecule: messenger RNA, 1138 nt
Organism: Schistosoma margrebowiei
Lineage: Eukaryota; Metazoa; Platyhelminthes; Trematoda; Strigeidida; Schistosomatidae
Source: the annotation of a GenBank genome assembly